This is a messenger RNA of Suillus fuscotomentosus, 1375 nucleotides long. Its product is annotated as glutathione S-transferase. The transcript is spliced from 7 exons. Lineage: Eukaryota; Fungi; Basidiomycota; Agaricomycetes; Boletales; Suillaceae. The record is from RefSeq and is a predicted model, not a curated record. The coding region runs from base 443 to 958 and encodes 171 amino acids.
CUUCGAGCCAUGCUGCUUAUACAUUCGCCAGCCUUUCUAAGCAUAUUGGAAAUUCAUCGAAGCAUAUUCGUAAGCCCGGUGCUUAGCAAGCCUAAUCGCGCAAGUGGUUAAUUUUGGACCUGAUGGGAGCAUGCCAGCUGAACAUGACGCGUGACGAAUCAUGUAUAAGGUAGUUUGGGUUAAAUACACAGUGAUUCUUCCCUCCACUAGACUCCUUCCAAGUAACAAUUCGACAUGUCAAAGCCUCUAGUUCUCUACACUGCAGCUACCCCCAAUGGCCACAAAGUGUCUAUCCUGCUCGAAGAGCUCAAGGCGGCCUACGGGAACAUUGACUACGAGUAGGUCUUCCGUCAUGUCCUCCGGCCGUUAUUCAUAGGCCCUUCACAGUGUCGAGAAGAUCAACCUGACCGCGAAUGUCCAAAAAGAGCCAUGGUUCAUCGCAAUGAACCCAAACGGACGUAUCCCUGUUCUCAUUGACCGCUCCAAUACCACUGUUGCCCACCCGAACGGAUUCCCCGUCUUCGAGAGUGCAGCGAUUUUGUUGUACCUCGUGCAGAAGUACGACAAGGAAGGGAAGUUCAAGUUUGAGAGCGGCAGCGAUGAGGAGAGUCAGAUGUUGCAAUGGAUCUUCUUUGCUCACGGAGGAGUCGGUCCUAUGCAAGGUCAAUCGCACCACUUCCGACACUAUGCCCCUGAAGAUGUGCCUUACGGCAAGAAACGCUAUGGGGAUGAGGUCGUUCGUCUUUAUGGUGUGCUCGAUAUCGGUCUUCAAGGCCGUGACUACCUCGUGGGUCCAGGAGCUGGGAAGCUCAGUGUUGCUGAUGUGAAUGUCAUGACAUGGGUGAGGCUUCACAAGCACGCAGGUGUCGAGACCUUAGAUGCUUUCCCGAACCUGAAGGCUUGGCUUGAUCGGCUUCUGGAGAGAGAAACUGUGAAAGCUGGAAUAGCUGUCCCUUAGAGUACUCUCGAGCCUGUCUCGCUCUAGCCAAACCGUCAAUUCUCCCCUGUACAGUAUUUGCGCACUUGAACCAAAUUUAGUCUUCCACCGUUAUGGGUCAUCCGAACACGUAUUGAAAUGCUCAAGUAACACAAAGCCCGAGGUAGAUAACCACUUGAAACCAAGUAAUUCGAUGCUCUGUUUAAGUUGGUGCUCGACAAAAGCACGGUGCUGUCCACCUUCAUGCGGCAUCAUAAUCCUCGUCACUUGUAAGGAUGGCAGUAUCACCUAGUUUGCCCCCAUGGUCGCAUCGGACACAAGGAACUUCUCCUGAGUGAUCGCGUCGAGAUACGGGAAAAUAGGUCCAAGUGGCUCAAAGAAUAGACAAGAACACGGCGCCUUGCCAUCCACAAGAUGUUGAUUCCAUCUAGUUCUAUU